This is a messenger RNA of Lutra lutra (Eurasian river otter), 3622 nucleotides long. RefSeq names its product gamma-glutamyltransferase 5 (gene GGT5). The record is from RefSeq and is a predicted model, not a curated record. Gene Ontology annotation, biological process: glutathione catabolic process. The transcript is spliced from 12 exons. Gene Ontology annotation, molecular function: glutathione gamma-glutamate hydrolase. Bases 361 to 2304 code for a protein of 647 amino acids. NCBI's taxonomy places the organism in Eukaryota, Metazoa, Chordata, Mammalia, Carnivora, Mustelidae.
CAGGAGGCACCAAGUCCCCAAGCAUGUGGGGUGGAAUAGCCCUGGGCAGGCUGUGGGAAUGAGGGAGUUAACGGUGGUGGCUUGCUCCUCUCUGGGAGGAAAACUCCCCAUAAACGCCCUGCUCCCUGGCCUUCUGCCAGGGCCAAGAACAGGGGCUGAAAACUGGAAGUUCAGGCAGGCGGCCAGCUCUGCCUCUAGCAGGCGCUUGAGCAGGACAGCAGCCCCGUCGCCACUGGUGGCUGGUCUGUAUGCCCAUCAGUCCGCCGGGGGGCCUCCAAUCAUCUGUAAGCCUGUCUGUCCAUCUGUCUACAAUCCUGUCUCUGUCCAGUGUCUCUCUGACUGUCCUUCUCUUCCUAGCCUAUGUUCAGCUGUCUAGCCUGUCAAUCCAUUUGUCUGUCUCUGGUCUUCAUCUGUUCAUCUGUCCCAUCACCAGCGAAUCUGUCCAUUCAUCCACCCACCUGUGUGUCCAUCCACCUGCCUUCUCUCUCCACUCCGGGCCUCAGAGCCAUGGCCCAAGGCCGCAGGGUCACGGCCAGCAUGGUCCUGCUGGGGUUGGGGCUGGCCCUGGCCAUUAUUGUGCCUGCCGUGGUCCUCUCUCGCCGCCACACCGGUUGUGGCCCCCAGGCCUUUAGCCGUGCUGCGGUCGCUGCUGACUCCAAGGUCUGCUCGGACAUUGGACGAGCCAUUCUCCAGCAGCAGGGCUCGCCUGUGGAUGCCACCAUCGCAGCUCUGGUCUGCACCGGAGUCGUCAACCCUCAGAGCAUGGGCCUGGGUGGAGGGGUCAUCUUCACCAUCUACAAUGCAACCACGGGAAAGGUGGAAGUCAUCAAUGCCAGGGAGACAGUGCCCGCCAACUACGUCCCGGGUCUGCUGGACCAGUGUGAGCAGGCCCAGCCAUUGGGCACAGGGGCCCAGUGGAUCGGAGUGCCGGGGGAGCUCCGUGGCUACGCUGAGGCCCACCGCCGCCACGGCCGCCUGCCCUGGGCACAGCUCUUCAGGCCCACCAUCUCCCUGCUCCGAGGGGACUACCGCAUGCCCUUCAUCCUCAGUCAGUUCCUGCAGAGCAACUUCCUGCGUCCUUCCUUAUACAAGACAUCCCUGAGGCAGCUCUUUUUCAACGGCACAGAACCCCUGAGGGCUCAGGACCCAUUCCCCUGGCCUGCACUGGCUGCCACCCUGGAAACCGUGGCCACGGAGGGUGCAGAGGCCUUCUACACAGGGACGCUGGGCAAGACGCUGCUGGAGGACAUUGCAAAUCAAGGCAGCAGGCUGACCCUGCAGGACCUGGCAUCGUUCCAGCCAGAGGUAGUGGAUGCCCUGGAGAUGCCCCUGGGGGACUACACCCUGUACUCACCGCCACCGCCUGCAUCGGGUGCGAUUCUCAGCCUUGUCCUCAACGUGCUCAAAGGGUUCAACUUCUCCUCUGAGUCGGUGGCCAGGUCCGAGGGGAGGGUGAACUUGUACCAUCACCUCGUGGAGACGCUCAAGUUUGCUGGGGGACAGAGGUGGCGGCUGUGGGACCCCCGCAGCCACUUGGAUAUCCAGAAUGUUUCCCAGGACCUGCUGGGAGAAACUUUGGCCCAGCAGAUCCGCCAGCAGAUCGACGCUCGGGGAGACCACCAGCUCAGCCACUACAGCCUGGCUGGGACCUGGGGCCGCCAGACGGGCACGUCGCAUGUGUCUGUGCUGGGGGAGGACGGCAGUGCUGUGGCAGCCACCAGCACCAUCAACACGCCCUUUGGAGCAAUGCUGUACUCACCACGCACGGGCAUCCUCCUCAAUAACGAGCUUCUGGACCUAUGCUGGAGGCGUCCCCUGGGCUCCCAAGUCACCCCCCAACCCGUUCCAGGUGAGCGGCCUCCAUCGUCCAUGGUUCCCUCCAUCUUGGUCAACACAGCCCGGGGGUCAAAGCUGGUGAUUGGUGGGGCCGGUGGGGAGCUCAUCAUCUCUGCUGUGGCCCAGGCCAUCAUAAACAAGCUGUGGCUUGACUUUGACCUAAGAACUGCCAUUGCAGCCCCUAUCCUGCACGUCAACAGCAAGGGCCAUGUGGAAUAUGAGCCCACCUUCAGCCAGGUUUCUGGAUCAUCAGACCCCACACCCACACUCCAGCUGUGGCCAGAGGCAUCUCAGACUCAACACGCCCAACUGGAAGCCAGCUCUGAGGCAACCGGAAACUCUCUGGUGUCCUCCUCUCCCACCCUGGGCACCCAAUCUUCCCUCUCCCCCUCUGCCUGGCUCAGCACUGGCUCCUCCCUCUCCACCUCCUUGGUGCGGCCACUGCCUCCACCCACUCCCCACUCAUGACAAUCAUGGGCCUUGAAAAAUGCAUACCUGAUCCUGUUACGAGGCAGUGCAGAGCUCUCCUCGGUUCCUGGUGCCCCUGCAGGAAUCCCACUCCUCUCCCUCCCUGCCCAUUCCACCCUCGGGGACUUGCCUAGCCGGUGCCCACAUACCACAAGGACCACCAGCAAUGUCCGUGAUCCCACUUACCCAGCCGAGUCAGGAACUCCUUUGCAUAUCUUGCUACACAGAGGAAAUCAGAACCAGGGCUACAGUAUCCCCAAAAUAACACUGGCACAGUACAGACCAGCCCCUACAGAAUAUGGUUAAUGCAGGAUCCAAGGAAAAUGCAUUGUCUGAAACAAUUGCAUGAACAAUAAGCAUCAAAAUGAAUAAAGGAUCUAAAUGAAAGUUAGUAAAGGAGCAGUCAGAACAAUCAGGAAAGCAAGGGGAAAUGCUUAGUAACAACUGAAGCAGAGACUGAUAAAUCUGAAAUCAGGAAAACGGGUCUUUGAAAAAACAAUGGGUUAUUCGACAGCUUACAGUACAAAAGAAGAAAAUGCAAACACACAAAAGGAAUGACAACGGGGAAAUGAGCUCAGAUAUAGAGGAAGUUAAAAGAUCAUUCAUCCAAAUAAAUUUGGCAAGUCCAAUAAAAUAAAUUACUCUCUAGGAUGAUUUAAGUAGGGUUACAUGGGACAAACACUGAAAACGUUGUUUAUCUGAAAUUCAAAUUUAAGGGGGUGUCCUAUAUUUUUGUUUGCUAAAUCUGGCAACCUUUAAUAUAAAUGACAGAUCCAAGGAGGGGCAAAGAUCUAGAUGUGUCAACAAUCAUUAAAAAAAUUAAGAACAUUGCAGGAACACUGGCUUACCUCAAACACCCUUCUAGAAAUUUCCUCAGGUGAAGUGUCCUGCCAUUAAGGCCAGAGACCAGUCUUACCAGUUAAGCCCUCACAGGGAGGAGCAAGAAGGAAAAUGUCUACAUUCACUUUAGGAAGCCAGCAAAACACCGACCCCAAACCUUCUAAAGAGAACCACAGACCAGUUGUGUUUUUGAAAUUCAACACGAAGUUCCUAAAAAAUAUUAGCAUGGAGAAUCUAGCAACACAUGUACACAAUGACAUGUCCCACCUCACCCAGUAGGGUGGACACCAGCGCUGCAAGGAAGGUCUUCUUCUUUCAGUGUAUCCAUGAGUGUGACUCUCACUUCUCUUCUAUCCUGAGGAGAAAUGGUUUAUCUCUACAGAGAAUGAGGGCGCAUUUGACAAAUUUCAAUACCCCUUCUAUUUUUUUUUUUUUAAGAUUUUAUCUAUUCAUUUAAGAGAGAGAGAGCACAAGCAGG